AUGAUAUUUGAAAAUGUUCUUAAUGAUGAGCUAGGUGUAAAUCUUACUGAAAAAUUAUUAUCAAUCGAUAUUGACCUUCCAGUAUCGUUUCUGAUUGGUGAAACAUCGGAUGAAAUAUUAAUAAAAAUUCACCGAACAUAUAGCCGUGAAGUUUGUGGUAAAAUAAGUUGCAAUGAAAAUUGUGUAUCAUGUUCAUUUAAUCCAUUAACUUAUGCAAAAUUAGCUUGAUGUUUGUGGAUGUAUAUUUUAACUUUAUUUCAUUUUGUUGGUAAAUCAAAUUCUUCAAAUGAUGAUCAUCUUUCUGCGGCACAAUCUUUAUUUGCUAAUAAUCGAGAAGAAUCUCAUUGGCCAUUAUCUCAAUUACAACAGUCAUCGGAGAAAAUAUUUGAAAGAUUUGUUAAUCAAAUAUAA
Molecule: messenger RNA, 411 nt
Organism: Rotaria sp. Silwood2
Lineage: Eukaryota; Metazoa; Rotifera; Eurotatoria; Philodinida; Philodinidae
Source: the annotation of a GenBank genome assembly